Molecule: messenger RNA, 717 nt
Organism: Cylicocyclus nassatus
Lineage: Eukaryota; Metazoa; Nematoda; Chromadorea; Rhabditida; Strongylidae
Source: the annotation of a GenBank genome assembly
AUGAUGAACUACGUGCUACUGUUGAUCUAUGCAUUAUUUCCUUGCAUUUGCGCUGUUGCUAGAUUUGAGCCAAUAUCCGUCAAUGACGUUUCUGUCGUGAUUCGAAUGAUCAAGGGCAAUAACGUGAGCAGUUUCGAUAUGGCCGUGGAAAUUUUUGAUUUGGAUCGGCUCAAUGUAUACCGUACAACAGACCUGGAAGGCACUACAAGGGAUCAAUUAUUCUCGUUCGAUGGCCUCACUCCUGGUACAUGGUUCGCUUUUCGGAUACAAUACCAAUUGCACUAUGAAAAUUCCGAAGAUCCACAAAAUAUUUUCAAAACAAAACAGGAAAUUAUUGUGCGAACAAGGGACUCCCAUUUUGAAGAUCAUACGAAAAUCAACGACACCAUUGCUUACAUCGAUGAUUUGUUCAUUACUAAGGACAACAUUUACAUAGGUGUGGCGUCGGUUUUCAAGGACACUAAGAAGGUCAUCACUGUGAUUGUUCCCGAGCUUCGAUGCUCGAAAGGUGUGCUCAAACCACUUGCUCAACAGAUGGCCACAGAAAAGAAAAGGGUAGCGAUUGUUGGAGCAGGUGCAUCUGGACUACCGUCUAUCAGGCAUGCUCUGCUCUACGAUCUUGAUGUUACUUGCUAUGAGGCUUCCUCAUAUGUGGGUGGUCUAUGGCGAUACAGAGAAGAAGAAACUGAGUGUGAGUACAAGUUUCCUGAUUUCUAA